UCAAAGUGAGAAAUGGUUUAUUACACUGAUUUCCAAACUUUUCUGACCAUUAGCGACCCGUCAGUGUCGACAGGUUGUGAACAUUUCAACCAAAGACUCAAUUUCCCAGCUUCAUUUCAAUCAUUUAGACUCAUGAAGCAGUAAAAUAAUUCAGUACUUUACUACACUACAUUACUCUGGGGCAGCCUGGUCAAACAUGCAUAGAAAAUGAAGACUGGCUUAUUGUGUUUUACCUCCUGUAUAACUUUAGAGCUCCAGUUCCUGUAAAAGCCUUUAAUUCUUCAUUUAUCUGCUUUGAUUUCAACUUAGCAAAAGUAGACUAUCCUUAUUUCUGCAGGACAAAUCUUAUCAAAUCUUUUCAUGUCUCAGACUCAAGUUUCCUCACAUUUAGCUGAAGAGGAGAUUCAGUUCAAUUUAAAACCAUUAAAAAUCCAAAUACUUUGUCUGUUGAGGGGAAAUGUGAUGGAAUCAAGACUGCAAACACAAAUACAAACAAAUCAUUCACAAGCAUAAAAAAAAUAAUAGAAGCCAACUUUGAUCAUGUAGGAAAAGAACGGGAACACAAUGGCCAAUCCAUAGCCUGCCCGCGCCAUCAGAGCACACUGAGCUCAGUAAUGUUUAACUCAUGAGCCCUUCAAACCUCCUUGAAAGAACCAGUGGAACUUUGUCAAGGAAUCCCCAACUGGCCCCUGUUUCUUCAUCUGCCCCCCCUGGGAGAUCCCGCAUGGAUGGAUGGAUGGGUGGGUGGAUGGAUGGAUGGAUGGGUGGAUGGAUGGGAAAUAAACCUGAAGAAAAAUAAACCGCCACCAUUUACUUUCUGUCCAUCACAGCUUCCGCAGCUGUCCCCUCGGGGACUCUAUUGCCUUUGCGUCUCGAUAGCUGUCCACUUUCCAAACCGGUCUCUGUGCCCGCAUUGACGUCAAAGGAGCAGGCUGGAUGUAUAAAACCCUGCGUCCUCUCCCGUCUCCGCUCACAGGGACUUUUCAGACUCCGCUCCGACCUGAAACCUCACCACCAAAGUUCAGCUGCAGCAUCUGGAGAGAAGAAAGUGAGUAAGCGCACUUCGGUUAAGUGACAUGAAGCCAGUCCCCCUGCUCCUGCUCCUCUCCUCGGUCCUCCUCUCAUCACACCUCCGCCCCGCCGCCGGCAGACCGCGCGUCCUCCCCGGCUGGCUGGAUGGCAGCGGCGGCCGCCUCCAGACGCAGCGACUGGACGAAGUGCUCCUCAGAGCGGCCGCCGCCGGGGACAGCACCGCCUCGGAUCUACUGGGCGACAGCAUCCUGAGGUUUCUGCAGAGGAGGAACGAGGACCGUCUCCACCUGCUGCCUGCAGAGGAGGAGAGCGAGGACGAGGCGGUGAGGACGGCGGCGGCGCAGCUGCUGAAACGGAGCGAGGAGCCGCCGCUGUCCAUCGACCUGACCUUCCACCUGCUGAGGAAUAUGAUCCAGAUGGCCAAGAUGGAGAGCCAGAGGGAGCAGGCUCAGCUCAACCGCAAAGUGCUCGACGAGGUCGGGAAGUAAAAGCUCUGUUUUGUUAGAAAAAGAAAAGAAAAGAAGAAAAAAAAAGCCUCAUUAAAACAGCCCAGCCGCUGUCUCAGUAUCCAAGACCUCUGACAUGAGUUUUUGUUUGUGCGCCUGCCUUCCGCUCCACAUCAUUUCACGCGCAGAUGGUGCCAAAUUACGCACUACAGCAUACCCGAGUCAGUGUAAACCCUUACGUUUUAUUUAAAGACUUUGUUGGAAAAUAUGGAAACGGACUUCUCAACCACCCCCUCAUCCGCCACUAUCCACCGGCCUCACCCCUUUCCCUCACCCCUCAAACACACCAUCCCCUCAGCACUGGACUGUUGGUGGAAACUGUCGGCCUUCACUGGAUUUGUCUCAUUCUCACCUUUAGGUUUAUUGGACAUUUUGAGUUGGUAAUCAACAGUUUUUAUUUUUUUAAAUCAUUUGUACAAACAAUCAACAAUCAAUUACACAAUAAGUUACCUCACUGGUCCACGUGACAAGUCAUUUGCAUAUUUGAAUCCAGUGCUCAUGCUCAUUAUGGUUUGAGUUUACUUUCUUAUUCUGACUCAGAGCCUGUCUCUCCUCAGUGGACUGGCUGACUCUGGUGUUAAUGUUGUUGAUUUAGCAGAUUUUAAUUAUAAUUAAUUCAUGAUAUUUUAUCCUUUCCUGGCCUCAGCAACCAAAUAACUCAGAAUAAUGACAGGUGCGUUGUGGACUGGUGCUCUCAUUAGAGCCAGUUUCACACAAUAUCUUAAGAUGAUCAGUUUUGUUCAGACACAUUUUUACUGAUGUGAUGAUGAAUUAAGACGAAACUGACCAAAAUAAAAGAUCCAUUCUUUAUUAAACUGACAUUAUGCUGAUGCUAUAAAUUUACAUCAAUGGAUCCCACAGUAAUUCCCUAUAGAUUCAGAAUAAAAGAUGAUCAGUUCUGAUCAUCAAACUAUAAGAGUUUGUUACAGCACAGAUGUUGUGAGCACAGAGCUGCAGGAUUCUUGAUGAUUCAACCCUAAAGUCAAGUUUCUGCUACUGAGGAGAACUAGAAAAAACAAAGGCACUUGUUCAGUUUAAGUGGUGACUCCAGCCACUGUUGGACCAAGACGUCAAGACACUGAAAUCUUCAAAAACCCAUUUGUGCCUUUGUUUUAAAUCCACCUGUAAGACAGACUAGAUUCACUUCAGACCAGAGCCGAGGCUGAAGGAAAACACUUCAUGUUCACUCUCUCACCUUUCCUGUCGUCCUCUGUCCUUUUUUUUUUUUUUGAGCGGGAGCACUAUCACCUGUACUGUAUCAACUGUAGCAUGCUAACCUUCAACAAAAAGAACAACAAAAAAAAGCUUUAUUUUACUGUAAACUUUAAUGUCUGACUCUGAUCACCUUGUCUUUCUUUUAGCAAAUGAAAAAGCUGCUUUUUUUGCCAUUUAUAUUUUUUAAUAAAAAAAGGUUUAAAGUAACAAAAACCCACUGCUUUUGAUUGUGUUAUAAAUGUGUGUUAAUCCAUUAUAAAAUACAACUAAUUGUCACCGCUGUUUGGUUUAAGUGUCAUCCAGAGUUCUUCUUGUUAUAAGAUCCUAAACACUGAAAACGAAGGAGCAGUUUCUGUCCAUUUUCUUUCAAACCUACUGAAGACUUUAUUGAAAUUUAGUUUGUAUUGACCUUAUGUUGGAAUGCGGAAAUAAACAGUUGAUCGAACAUCCGGUUUUCAUGCCGCACUUCCCCUUGAUCGCUAACUAACGUUAGCUUAACUGUUAUGUCUAACAAUGUUGUGGGAGUGCUUCC
Molecule: messenger RNA, 3285 nt
Organism: Seriola aureovittata
Lineage: Eukaryota; Metazoa; Chordata; Actinopteri; Carangiformes; Carangidae
Gene: ucn1
Product: urotensin 1
Exons: 2
Coding region: 1077-1520 (147 amino acids)
Cellular component (GO): extracellular region
Molecular function (GO): hormone activity
Source: RefSeq, a predicted model, not a curated record